Trichoderma gamsii is the source of this 972-nucleotide messenger RNA. RefSeq names its product NmrA-like family protein. Lineage: Eukaryota; Fungi; Ascomycota; Sordariomycetes; Hypocreales; Hypocreaceae. The record is from RefSeq and is a predicted model, not a curated record. The coding region runs from base 1 to 972 and encodes 323 amino acids. The transcript has a single exon.
AUGGCUCUUCCAAAAACUCUGGACGCUAUAUUGGUGGUUGGUGCUUCGGGCGCGGUUGGCAAGGGCCUCUGCCAAGCGUUGAUCUCGAGGAAAUCCGACUUCAAACGCAUUGCCUUCUUCAAUGACACAUCCAGGCCCGAGACAGAAGAGAAGCGGACAAUCUUCGCCACUUUCCGCGAUGGUGGGUUGGAACAAGUCUCUGGCACAUACACAGAUACCGCAGCAUUUACUGGAUUCGACUGUGUCUUGAUGACUUUGGGCAACCACGCCAUAAAAUACCAGCCUACCAUCAUUGACACUGCGAUCAAGGCUGGGGUACGACACUUUUAUACCAGCGAAUGGGGCGCGGAUCUGACUGCAGGAUCAAACUGGACUCAACGAUACUACCGAGACAAGGUUCUCACCAGAGAGCAUCUGGCGAAGCGUGGUCGUAAUGCAGAUACACCAGAUCUCGGCUGGACAUACAUCAACCUUGGACGUCUUACAGAAUGGAGCAUCAUCAAGCAUUUCGGAAUCGACAAUGCAAACCAUACUGCCAGAAUCUUUGGAACGCCCGAAGGAAGACAGUCGUUGCUUUCGACUGCGGACGCCAUCGCAUACACCAUCGAAACUCUCCGACAUCCAUUUUCAGUUGCUGACAAUGGCCAUCGACGCACCUACCGUUUCCACGGUGGUUCGCCUACCUGGAAAGAAAUAUUCGACGACCUGGAGGCGAUCACUGGCCACAAAUACUCAAUCACCUACCUUGACGUUGAAACGGCCGUGGAGAAAGAGGCUCGGGCAAAAGAACUCGGCGAUGUCGACUUGGAAUUGGAAGCCAGCCAUCAGUUGAUUCAAGGCAGAGGCGGGACUCUGUUGCCAGAGCCGUUUGACAAUGAUCUUUUCCCGAACAUCCACCCAGAGCCGGUUCACUCUGUCUUUGAGAGAAGCUUCAAGGAUGCAAAUCUAAGAAAGUUUCUGGGUCUUCCGUAG